This is a messenger RNA of Sinocyclocheilus rhinocerous, 1301 nucleotides long. RefSeq names its product high affinity cAMP-specific and IBMX-insensitive 3',5'-cyclic phosphodiesterase 8B-like. The record is from RefSeq and is a predicted model, not a curated record. The transcript has 9 exons. NCBI's taxonomy places the organism in Eukaryota, Metazoa, Chordata, Actinopteri, Cypriniformes, Cyprinidae. The coding region runs from base 42 to 1301 and encodes 419 amino acids. Gene Ontology annotation, molecular function: 3',5'-cyclic-nucleotide phosphodiesterase activity. Gene Ontology annotation, biological process: signal transduction.
UGUCGUUUCAGAGCACAUUAACAGAGGUGCAGUUUGGACCAAUGAAGCUCUAUGAAGAUCAGCUGCAGGUGCUGUUAGUGUUUGCCAAAGACGAUGCUCAGAGUCACAGCUUCUGCUGGGCGUGUGAACGCGCUGGUUUCAGGUGUAAUGUGGCCCGAACGCCAGAAGCGGCGCUGGAGAGUUUCCAGGAGAAGAACCACGAUCUGAUCAUCAUCGACCACAGACAUUCCAGAUACUUUGACGCUGAAGCGCUCUGUCGCUCAAUUCGAUCCAUCAGCUGCUCUCACAACACUGUGAUUGUGGCUGUAGUGAAAAGGUUUGAGUGGCAGGGGGUUUAUUAUGCCAAAAAGAAGAACGGAGACAGUGUGCAGCAGAAUGUGAAGAUGACGCCUGUCAUUGGACAGGGAGGGUGUGUGUGUGUGUGUGACGGUCAGGUGAGCAGCUGGUCCUCAAGCCUCACGGUGUUUAUUUCCAGGCCUUUAACGUAUCUGGGUCUGAAGAUCUUCUCUCGGUUCGGUGUCUGUGAGUUCCUGAGCUGUCCGGAGGCGACGCUGCGCUCCUGGCUGCAGAUCAUUGAGACCAAUUAUCACUCCAGCAACUCCUACCACAACUCCACACACGCCGCAGACGUGCUCCACGCCACCGCAUACUUCCUGCGCAAGGAGCGCGUCAAGCAAAGUCUGGACCCCAUAGACGAGGUGGCGGCUCUGAUCGCGGCUGCCGUGCAUGAUGUCGAUCACCCUGGACGUACAAACUCCUUCCUGUGUAACGCAGGAAGUGAACUAGCCAUACUGUACAACGACACAGCCGUGCUGGAGAGUCACCACGCUGCGCUGGCCUUCCAGAUCACCACGCGAGACGACAAGUGCAACAUCUUCAAGAACAUAGAGAGGAACGAAUACCGAACGCUCCGGCAGGCCGUCAUAGACAUGGUCCUCGCCACUGAGAUGACCAAACACUUCGAACACGUCAACAAGUUUGUCAACAGCAUCAACAAACCGCUGGCAACACUGGAGGAGAACGGGGACAAUGGUGAUGAGGACUCUGUGAAGAGCAUCCUGACGGCUCCAGAGAACCGGAUCCUGGUGAAGCGGAUGUUGAUCAAAUGCGCUGAUAUCUCGAACCCCUGCAGGCCGCUGGAGCUGUGCAUCGAGUGGGCCGGACGCAUCUCAGAGGAGUAUUUCGCACAGACGGAUGAGGAGAAGCAGCAGGGUCUGCCGGUGGUGAUGCCCGUGUUUGAUCGCAACACCUGCAGCAUUCCCAAAUCCCAGAUCUCCUUCAUCGACUUGCUAGUAACUUGA